Funneliformis mosseae is the source of this 1425-nucleotide messenger RNA. Lineage: Eukaryota; Fungi; Glomeromycota; Glomeromycetes; Glomerales; Glomeraceae. The record is from the annotation of a GenBank genome assembly.
AUGCUCGACAAAUAUAGAGGAUCUGAAGGUUCUGAUAAUCGACCCGAUCGCGAACUUGCAAGAAAAUGGGAAAAAGAACGUUCAAAUAAACCGAUUAUCAUAAACAACGGGACUGUCAACAACGGGACUGUCAACGGUGGGACUAUCAACGGUGGGACUGUCAACGACGGGAUUAUUGUUGCUGGAACUAGCGCAAUCAGGAUGACCAUAUUAAGCGAGAGCCCAACAUUAAAAAGUUCGACAAUAGAACUUCCAAUACUUGAUCCUGUUAACAAUCCGUUCUUAGAGGAAGAUAGUGUCAUCAUAUCAAUUGAUGACAUCCCGAGCGAACUUUCUUUUGAACACGGAGAUUCAAUUAAUGAUUUCUUUUUACAAGAAGCUAAUAUAUCUCGGUUGUUCUGUAAUUAUCAAAACAAGUCAUUAGAGAUUGCAAGGACUAAUGGCUUGUUUGUAGAGUCCAACGUACAUGAAAUUUUGUCCCUAUCCUCAAUCUUGAUGCUGACUCGGGAUUCACAUUCGAAUAUCAUGAUUAAUCUUUUCGGAACACCUUUACUCGACAAAAUCCAUGAAGAAUUUAUGCCGAAACAACAAAUUGAAUUAGACCUUAAUUGCGAAUCAAAAUUUAGGAAAGCCAUUAAGAUGGCAAUGAAAAAUUCACGUAAGGAUGCCACAAAUUGGUUACUUGGACAACUUGCAAAUGAAGAGAUAUUGAGAGAAGAUGCGGGUUAUACUAUCUUGGAUUGUUUAAGAACAUUACCCAUGUCAACUAUAAGAAACGAUCACAGUGAAAUGACUCAUAUCACGAAUUAUCUCGACCGAAUAAUGAGAGGAUUCUUUGAUGAUCCGAAUCAACACAUCGUUCAAUGGCCAAAUACAGCACUGGAGGAAAGUAAGGCCAGAAAAUUUGAAGGCCGAACAAAACAACCCGAUUUCACAGUUUCAGUCGUUCAUCAGUUACAAACAAAAGCAGUUUUAUUUGUAGGAGAAGUCAGCCCGCCAUCACAAAAAAAUAACGUAUUUAAAAACUGUAAUGACCUCAUCCGCAUUGGUAUCUUCAUGAAGGACUGUUUAGAUUCGGCUAUCGACAAAGGAGCUGAUGUUAAAGUGAUAGACUACAAGGUUGAUUUUUAUAUCAUGGAUCUAAUUAAAGGAACGUAUAUCAUGCUCCAUAUUGGACAAAUGACAUUUCCUGCUUCAGUAAAAGAGAUGCUCUCAUUUGUUGACGAAAUGGAUUUGCUUUUUAUAGUGCGAGAAAUUUUUCGUGAAUCUUUCAACGUUUUGUACACAAACCUCUGUCAUCCAAGUCCGCCGUUAGCAAAAGCAUCAUUCAAACGGGUUACUCUUAACUCUCCAAAGUUUCGACAGUUGGUUAGCAAGACACACAAUGUUAAUAGGUCAUGUCCAUUUUGGUAUGGACGUUUUUAA